This is a messenger RNA of Charadrius vociferus (killdeer), 1713 nucleotides long. It is a transcript of the gene ST6GALNAC1, whose product is annotated as ST6 (alpha-N-acetyl-neuraminyl-2,3-beta-galactosyl-1,3)-N-acetylgalactosaminide alpha-2,6-sialyltransferase 1. The transcript has 9 exons. The coding region runs from base 1 to 1713 and encodes 570 amino acids. Lineage: Eukaryota; Metazoa; Chordata; Aves; Charadriiformes; Charadriidae. The record is from RefSeq and is a predicted model, not a curated record. Gene Ontology annotation, molecular function: alpha-N-acetylgalactosaminide alpha-2,6-sialyltransferase activity.
AUGUGGUUUUUCAGGAGAAGGCUUCCUAAAAUUCCCAGAGCCCUCAUUUGGCUCAUUGUUUUAACAAACCUUUGCAUCUUCAUUGCUAAUUUCAACUCCUUGUUUGGCUUGUCAAAGGUUAAGAUUUUCAGGCAAUUGAGCAUUUUCCAGCAUGCCUCAGAUAUGCUGCAGAUGGACACCCAAGAGCAACAGGGUUUAAACUAUUCUGAUAAUGGGAACUCAAGGAGCUUUUUAAAGGUGACGUUGGGGAGAGACACCACAAGACUCAAACAAGAUAUGGCUGAGAGGACGUCAAGGUGGGAAGGAAAGGAGGAGCAGAAGAAAAUGACGAAACCAGUUGCCAGGGUGGAGGAAGCCAAGGAGGGCAUGACUGCAAAACCGCCACCUGGGUUGGAGGGAAUCAAGAAGACAACAGUGAAAACAGCCCCCAGGGUGCAGGAAAAAAAGGAGAAAACAACAGUAAAACCAACCCCAGGGGUGGAAGAAGCCAAGGAAAAGACAAUAGUGAAACCACUUCCCAGGGUGGAGGGAGCCAAGGAGAUGGCAACAGUGAAACCAUCCUAUGGGGUGAAGAGAGCUUAUGAAAACAACAUAUCCAAAGACCAAACAAAGCCAAAAGAGCCUCCUGCACCAGAGAAAAGUGUAAGGUCUGUUCCUCAGGAUGCUGCAGUGACAGAAAAGAAGAAACUGAGGGCUGCUGACUUCAAGUCUGAGCCGCGGUGGGAUUUCGAGGACAAGUACCUGCUGGACAACUCAUCUCCACCAUCGACUUGCUCUGAAUCAGUGAAGGCCAAAGCUGCCAAGUCUGACUGGCUACGGGAUCUUUUCCUGCCCAACAUCAUGCUCUUCACAGACAAGAGAUACUUCAAUGACAGUGAGUGGGAACGCCUGGAGCAUUUUGCACCUCCGUAUGGCUUCAUGGAGCUGAAUUAUUCAUUAGUGGAGGAGGUCAUGUCCCUGCUGCCCCCAAACGCCCAUCAGCAGCUGCUCCUGGCCAACAGCAACAGCAGCAUGCCGACAUGCAUCAGCUGUGCCGUCGUGGGGAAUGGAGGAAUAUUGAAUAACUCUGGGAUGGGCCAGGAGAUCGACUCCCAUGACUACGUCUUCCGGGUGAGCGGGGCUGUAAUCAAAGGUUAUGAAAAAGAUGUGGGAACAAAAACCUCCUUUUAUGGAUUCACAGCCUUCUCCCUGGUGUCCUCUCUCCAGAUCCUGGGACACAGAGGCUUCAGCAGCAUCCCACGGGGAAAACAUGUCAGAUACAUUCACUUCCUGGAGGGAGCUAGAGACUAUGAGUGGCUGAAGGCUCUUCUGCUGAACAAGAACAUCAGGAAAGGAUUCUUGAACGACUACGGGCAGAGGCCCCGGGAGAGAUUCGAUGAAGAUUUCACGAUGGACAAAUACCUGGUGGUUCACCCUGAUUUCCUCAGAUACAUGAAAAACAGGUUUUUAAAAUCUAAAACUCUGGAAAAGCCCUACUGGAGGAUGUACAGGCCCACAACAGGGGCCUUCCUGCUGCUGACUGCCCUCCAUCUCUGUGACCAGGUGAGUGCCUAUGGCUACAUCACAGAGGGUCAUGAGAAGUACUCAGAUCACUACUAUGACCAGCACUGGAAACGUCUGAUUUUCUACAUUAACCACGACUUCGACCUGGAGAAGCAGGUGUGGAAAAAGCUUCACAAUGAGAAUAUCAUGAAGCUUUACCAGAGAUCCUGA